AUGGCAGGUGAAGUUGCUGCUGCUGCUGCAGCAGCAGCAGCAGCAUCCCCUCCACCUCACGCAGGUGCAGAGCUGCCCCUCCCUAGAGUUGCUGUCGAAACAGCAGCCGGUGGCGAGUGGCUUGAGCUUAGAAGCAGCAGCAACAGCAGCAGCAGCAGCAGCAUCAGCAGCAGCGACAGCUGCAGCAGCGGCAGCAUCACAGACAGUGACAGUGACGCAGAAGUGAGCAGCAGCAGCAGGAAGAACAGAUGCAGCAGCGGCAGCAGCUUUCUGCCUUCGCAUUCUUUCAGGUGGCACCGCGUCUGCUCCCCGGCAGCAGCAGCAGCAGCAACAGCAGCAGCAGCAGCAACAGCACCGUCAGAAGCCGCAGCAGCAGGCCCCAGUGCAAACGCGGCCUCAACAGCAACAACGACAAGGGUAGCAGCAGCAGCAGCAGCAGCAGCAGAUGAAGCAAUAUCUCGGCUCGCCUCCACUAUUUGUCAGCAGCCCACUUUGCUGCUGCAUCCCGACGGGUUUGGUGAUUAUGUGCUGCUGCUGCAGCAGCAGCAGCAGAAGUGGCUGCGGCGCAUUUGCAGCUGCUGCCAUGGAGGCAGAGACACGCAGCUGCACCAUCUGCUGCUGCUGCUGCGGGACGCCUUUGCCUUCACAUUCUUGAAAGAAGCUGCUGCAGCAGCAACAGCGGCUGCAGAGGCAGCAGCAGCAACAGCAGCAACAGCCAGCGGAAAGGAAGCAGCAACAGCAGCAAGCGCAGCUGCUGGUUCAUUCAGAGCAGAGGCAGGAGAAGCAACCACUGCUGCGUCUGCUGCUGCGUCUGCUGCUGCUGCUGCUGCUGCUGCCAGUGGCCAAGGCGCGCGUCACUUUUGCCGUGCUGUGGCUGCUCACGCUCCCUGGUUGCCCCGCCACACAGCAGCAGCAGCAGCAGGGGAAGCAGCAGCAGCAGCAGCAGCAGCAAGUCAGGAGGCAAUUGUUGAGAACUGCGGCUCCGCUGAGGGCUGCGGCGCUCGGAUUAUUAACUUAGGUCUAUACGCCGGCGGCGUGCUGCCUCCGGUCAGCAGCAGCAGCAGCAGCAGCAGCAGCAGCAGCGGCACUUGCUGCUGCGGUGCAGGCAAGCAGCAGCAGACUCAACAGCAGCUCUGCCAGCAGCCUCAGCAGCAGUUUGAUGCUACUGCGAAAUGCUCCGCUGCAGCACAUGCACUGUGCUGCUGUGUAGCGGAGGCCCUCUGCAGCAGCAGCAGCAGCAGGAGAGCUGCUGCAGGGGGCUUAUCACUGCAGCGCCAACUAUCCGCAAUAAUCGCAGAGGCGCGGGCGCGCCAGAUUCUUUUUCGGAAGAGUUUGCUGCAGCUUGCCCGGCAGCAGCAGCAAGGGCAGCAGCAGCAGCAGCAGCAGCAAGGGACGCAGCAAGAGCCGAUUACAGAACGACAGCUGAGUCUGCUGCUGUCGGGCGGCGGGGGUGUCUUUGUUAUAUUGGAGGGCAUGCAUUCGCUGCUGCAGCUGCAGGCAACGAGCAGCAGCAGCAGCAGCAGCAGCAGUCGCGUCAACUUGAAGAGCCUUCUGCUGCAGCAGCUGUCGGCGUUUGCGGCGACCUGCAGCAGCGAAGGCCUCCCCGUGUUUGUCAUGGUGCCUUUCGAUGCAGCAGACGCUGCUGCUGCUGCUGCUGCUGGCAGUGCUGCUGCUGCUAAAGGCUUGCUGCCAGUGCGGCAGCGGCUGGCCGAGCUGCUGGGGCAGCAGCUGCUGCAGCCAUUCCUUAUAGAACGAGUUAUAGCGCUGUCAGAGUCUCUUUCGGAGCAGCAGCGAGCAGCAGUGCUGCUGCUGCUGCUGCGCCGCAUGUACGCUGGCGCUGCAGCAACUGCAGCAGGUGCAACGACUACAGCAGCAGCAGCAACUGCAGCAGCGUCAGCAGCUGCAACAGCUGAAACUGCUGCCGAAGCCACACAAAUCCGCCGACUCGCAAGCAUUGGCGCUCUGUGGACCUGCGGCUUCUCCGUAGCCGACCUGCGCAGUCUUCUGCGCGCUGCCGUCACGAACUGCAUGCAGCGGCAGCUCCGCAGCAGCAGCAGCAGCAGCAGCAGCAGCAGCAGCAGCAGCAGGGUGUUGUCUGCUGCAGACUUGCGCCAGGCGCUGCUCUCUGUCAGCCCGUCAGCAGUGCGGCUGCUGCGGGUCGGCAGUGUGCAGCGGCUGCUGCCUCCUGUGUCGGCGCCGCAGGAUGCAGCAGCAAACGAGAUCUUUGCUGCUGCUGCUGCUUCCCCAGCAGCAGAGGGGCGGCUGGCAUACCUCACUUACACGCGCCGCAGCAACGGCAGCAGCAGCAGCAGCAGCAGCAGCAGCAGCGAAAGCGACACUAGCAGCGACAGCACAAGCGGCAGCCACUGCAGCAGCGACAGCAGCAGAGGCUGCUGCAGCAGCAGAAGGUGCUGGUGCGGCAGCUGCUGCUUGCGGGUCCGGCAAGGCCUGAAAGCUGUUUGGGGGCAGCAGCAAUUAGUUGAGCAGCUGAAGAGGGAAGUUGUGGGGCCAUUCAAGCAGCAAAUAAGAGCAGCACCAGCAGCAGCAGCAGCUCCUUCAGGUGCUGCUGCUGCAGCAGCUGCUGCUGCACUUCAUGCGGCACCUCUUGGUUGCAUUCUCGAGGGGCCUUCGGGCUCAGGUAAGUCGUUCGUGUGCGGCUGCGUAGCUGCUGCAGCAGGCGCUGUGCUGGUGCGUCUGUCUGCUGCUGAUCUGCUGCGGAAGGAAGUUGCUGCAGCAGACAAGCAGCUGCUGUCGGUCUUCGCGUCGCUGCGGCGCUGCACUCCUGCUGUGCUGCUCAUUGAAGACGUGGACAUCCUGUGCAGCAGCAGCAGCAGCAGCAGCAGCAAGAUAGCGGGGACUCUGCUGCAGCAGAUUGACGAGCUCGCGCUGCUGCGGACUUUCAGCGCCGACGAGGGGCAGAGAUUUGCUGCCUCCAGUUUGCUGCUGCUGGCCACAGCAACUAAAGCAGCAAACAUUGACAGCAGGCUCCUGCGAGUCCCCUCACCGUUUCAGCAAGGUAUUCAGUCUGGCCAGCAGCAGCAGCAGCUCCAGCGACUCAGCAGCAGCAGCAGCAGGGCUGCUCCAGCGCUGCCUUAUUGGCCGCUGCAGUCCGUCAAUCAGAAAGAAGGAUUUGCUGCAAGUUGUUCAGCUGCUAAAGAGCCGCAGCAGCAGCAGCAGCAGCAGCAGCAGCAGCACAACAGCACCAUGUGCAAGUUUUUUGUCCCCGACACUUUGCGUGUCGCUGUGUCAAGAGGCAGCAGUUGCUGCAGUGCGCCGUCAGCAGCAGCAGCAGCAGCAACAGCGGCAGCAGCAACAGCAGCAGCACAGUGGGUCAAUUCAGCUGUGUGA
This is a messenger RNA of Eimeria tenella, 3348 nucleotides long. Its product is annotated as ATPase domain-containing cell division control protein, putative. The record is from RefSeq and is a predicted model, not a curated record. NCBI's taxonomy places the organism in Eukaryota, Apicomplexa, Conoidasida, Eucoccidiorida, Eimeriidae. Gene Ontology annotation, cellular component: nucleoplasm; nucleolus. The transcript has 5 exons. Bases 1 to 3348 code for a protein of 1115 amino acids. Gene Ontology annotation, molecular function: ATP binding; ATP hydrolysis activity.